This is a messenger RNA of Hyalella azteca, 5288 nucleotides long. RefSeq lists its product as uncharacterized. The coding region runs from base 370 to 4932 and encodes 1520 amino acids. Lineage: Eukaryota; Metazoa; Arthropoda; Malacostraca; Amphipoda; Hyalellidae. The transcript has 15 exons. The record is from RefSeq and is a predicted model, not a curated record.
GGUGAGGGAGGUUGUGAUAUCGCGUGCUCCAGUCAAGGCGUUGACGUCUUAACACGUACUAUUGCUGCAAAACCCAGUAACCACCUGUUAGGCGUUGGUGAUGUUUAAACAUUAGGAUUAUAAAGUAAAACUUCACUUUAACUCUCACGUAACACACUUAAACUUAGUUUAAUCGUUCUUCAAGUCCUGAGUGCAAGACUAACGAUGGUUCUUGAACUACCGAGUGCAAGACGAAACUAAAUUCGAUUUGUUGCUGACGGAGCAAGAGACUAACGGUAGCUGCACUAAUUACGUCGUUAGUUUUUCUUCGUGCGCUCUGCCGCCUUGAAUUAUCCAAUGCUUGUGGCGUAAAGUUGAAUACAUUUAACGAUGAGGAAUUGGUUACUCAUCCUUGUAGUUCUGGUGGAGUGUGUUUUGAUGAUGGUUGGUGGUAGCCGAGUAUGGUUGGACGACCAUGGACGCUACCAGAACAUAGUGGUAGGAGUACAUCCAGCCCUGGCUGACUUCAACUGCACUCACCUCUUCACUAACUUGCAGGUGGUUGCGACGCGGUUCUCAGCUGGCCUGCAGCAGGCUACGUCUGGCAGCGUCAGUGUAGGCCGCCUGCAGGUUGUCAUACCUCCGGCGAUGGCACAGAACUGCCACCUGAACCACCUGCCACUUGCCACCUGGCAGAGCGGAGUCCAAAGAACGUGUCCCCCUCCCCCAGGCCCCGCCCCCGGGGAGCGCUGGGCCCCCUUCGCCUCCCGCGCGGUGGGGGUGCGGCAGGUGGGGGGCUGCGCCCGUCCCGGGGACGUCGUGACGGUCGACGCGACGUCCCUCGUCACGAAGACGGGCGACGUACGUCCUUUGGGGACGUCGCACGUCCUGCCCCUCGACGUCGGCGAGACGAGGCAGGACGAGGACCUGCUGCAGGUCGUGGGUGAGUGGGCACGCUACCGCUGGGGGGUGUACGAGGAGCGGGGGUACCACGUCCCCCCCUCCUGCAGGGGGGGCAGCUGCCCCCUCCCCCCCGUGUCCUCCGUCCUGCAGAGAAUCGCGUCUGAUCAGGUGGUGAAAUUCUGUGAUAGUGACACGCAUGACCCUGAGGAUGACACGCUCCAUAACCUGGCGUGUGAUGGACGCAGCGUAUGGGAGGUCAUCCGCCAACACGCUGACCACCGUCCAUCACACCACAUGGAGCCGUCCGCUCAAAAUUUUAUUCGUCCAUUUUCCGGCCAGGACAUUACCGAAAACAAUGAAUUUUAUGUGUCAAGUGACAUCAACUCCAGGAACUCUUCUCCCCUUGGCCGCCAUAUCGUCCAAGCAGCGCCUUCAGAGAGCGAACAUGUGGCCCGUGAGAAGGGGGAACAUGUGGCCAAAGAGAGGCAGGAACAUGUGGCCAAAGAGAGGGAGGAACAUGUGGCCCUUGAGAACGGAAAACGUGUGGCCCUUGAGGGGGAGGAACGUGUGGCCUUUGACAGGAAGGAACAGGCGGCCUUUAAAAAAGGGGAAAAUGUGGCCCUUGAGAAGAAAGAACAGGUGGUCUUUGAGGAGAUAAAAAUGGCCCAUGAGGAAGAAAAACAUGUGGUUCAUGAACAGUCGAAACCGUACACUUCCGAGAGCAUUUUGGCUCCAGGGGUGGGCGGACAGGAAGAUGUACAUGCAUUAAGCGUCCAGAAGGAGGGAAGAAUAAUGUCGAAAUUUGACAUAGCGAACCAGUCGGCCAGAUCCCUGGAUGGUCCUGUAGAUCCUCCUCCAAUUCCAGAAGAUCGUCCUCCAGUUCCUGCCCCACGAAGGAGUAGGGCGAUCGCGACUGAAGAUCAGAUCGUCGAAGUGGAUUAUCCUGAGUUGAGGAUUGCAUCCUCGGCGAAUUGGACUGAGUCCUCAAAUGAACUAAACCGAACGGUUCAGUUAAAUGCACCUCUGCUGAGCGCUGAUGAGUCUCCGCAUAACCGCUCGACUGAUGCAGCUGUCGAACAACGAACAAACACAACCUCCAGCGAUGGGCAAAACCUCCUUCAGAUUGCGGAUUCCUCCCUCAGUAGAAUGAGGGAUCCCUCAAUCCCUCCCUCUGACUCCACUCGCCCUACUGCUGAGGGCUUCAGUGGGGUACCCCUGGAACUGCUGGUGGCGCCCCCACCCGUCCUGGUGGUUGCCCUGGACCUCUCGCAGGCCGCCAUUGACGAAGUGGGCGUGGAAACUCUGAGGGGGGGAUUAAUGCGCUGGAUGUGGGGAUUGGGGGGAGGGAUGAGGCUGUCCAUCCUCGCCUCCUACAACAACGAGUCCAAUCCCCUGACGCUGAGCCCCCUGCCUCCGUCCCCCGCGUCCCCGGGGCAGCUGCAGGGGCGCCUCGCCCUCCUCCCCACCCACCAGGAGGCCGCGACGGGCGUCUACGGCGGCAGAUAUUGCCUGGCGUGCGUGCUGCAGGAGGCGAUGCAGGUGGUGGUACAGGGGGGAGAGAGCGUGGAUGAGGCUGUAGUGGUGGUGGCUGCAUGUCGCCCCAAGGUUGGGGAGGAGGAGAAGAAGCUGGUCCAGACAGCUGGUUUUACACUCCACACCAUCGCCAUCUGCACAGCCGCUGUACCAGAGUUUGACCAGCUGGCUGGGCCGCGUGCCUCCUGGGUGCUGCCCCCCAGUGCUGGACCCCACGAGGGGGAAGGGAGAUUCGCCCAGUCCCUGCAGGAGGCGACGACCUACAGCGCUGCGUCGCCAUACCAGUCGCGUCUUGUCCAGGUCCACACCCACGCCAUCGUCCUGGAGAGGUCGGAGCUGCGGGCGUCGGGGGCGUACGCGCUGGCGAGCGGCCGCCUCCUGCUGGCAGGACCAUCCGCAGAACGUCUGGUGGUGCUGUCGUCCACCUCCCCUGCUAAGGUGGUCGAGGUCCGAGACGCCGAGGGCCGGAGACUGGAGAUCACACGGGACACGGGCCGACGUUUCUGGCUGGAAACAACGUCGACGGGAGAGAUGACGUACACCUUUAAGUAUCUCACGACGUCGUUAUCGUUCCCAUUACGCACCACCGAAGACGUCUACGAACGACGUACGAGUGAGCCUGGUCUCGUGGUGACGUUGUGGACGAGUAACGAGCGUCAGGACGUGCUGACGCCGUCCAGUGAACCUGUCAUCGUCUUUGCUGAUGUCAGCAUGAACGGGUGGCCCGUGGUGGGUGCCCUCGUCACGCUGGUCGUCACCCACCUACCGUCUGGGGUGGCGGCGAACUUCUCCCUGCUGGACAGCGGCAAUACGGAGCCUGACAUGCGUGCGGGCGACGGCGUGUACACGCGCUACCUGACGUGGCGGGUGGGGGAGGGGCGGUACUCCCUGGUGGCCACCGCACGACCUGGCCCCUCCACCACCGUGGUGACCUCCACACCAGACGGGGGCGUACGUCACACCCCCACGGGCCCGUUCACGGGCACGAGUCCCGCACGGUCGCUGUACGUCGCCCGCGUCAGUUUCGACGACGUCGCCCAGCCGUCCCGCGUCACCGACCUCGUCGCCCACCUGGUGGGCGGUGAGCCCCACGCCUUCGUCAACCUCAGCUGGAGUGCCCCGGGGGGCGACCUGGACCAGGGCACAGCGUCAGUGUACGAGCUGAAGAUGUACACGGAGCGCGACGCCCUUCGUGAAGGGCGCUUCCACGAGUCUGGCAUCGCAGUCUUCUGCGUGGAGGAAGGGGGCGGCCGCUCCCCACCGCCGCCCCCCGCCAUCUAUGGCACCCGCCAGCACUGUCUUGCCGCCGUGCCUUUCGCUGAUCUCAAGUGGCACUUUGCGCUGCGGGGUCGGGACGCGGCCAACAACACGGGUCGGGUCUCCAACAUCGCGUCCAUCGUGGUCCCUCGCCCCGCCGCUACCACCACCACCACCACCUCUGCCACCGCCGUCCCGACGCUGGCGUCGCUCGAGGAGCCGUUGAGUAACGUGAGCGCCGUGGGUGGCGGGUGGCGGCCGUACGUGGUGGCAGCAGCGGCGGUGGCAGGAUUGCUGAUGGUGGUCGCCGCCACCGUGGCAUGCGUGUGCUGCUGCAGGAAAGCCAAAAUGCAGAAGGAGAAAGACCCUGACCGGCCCGUCUAUAAAAUUUACGUCAAUAACGCCUACAUCCAGGAGGAUGAUGGCGAGAUUAAAGUGGUCCAGGAAUGGGUGAACUCCUUGGACAAAUACGGCAAUCCGGAGCCUGGGGACGGAUUGCCUGAAGGAGCGGAGCUGAAGAACAAGGCCUCCUUCAAGUAUACAAGUCCUGUGCGCUUCGGGGUCUUGACCAACGGGUCCAUCAUGCGGGAUGCCACGACAGGGUCUAACUCGUCGGGCUCGUCCCGCCCUUCUGACGUGCAGACCCACGAUGACUACAAGUACAGGGACCUGUCGGAGACGACGAGCGAUUCUACCACUGACGGACUCCCUCCGUCGUCGGCUUCGUCAGCAGCGACCGACGUGAUACCUGCCGGGGACGUGUCGCCUACUCCACCCCAUGAUGCCGCUUAUCCGUCCUCAGCAGACCCGUCGUCCUUCAGGGACACCAACAUCUCGUCCCUGCCGCUGCCGUCCCCAUGCAAGGCCGUCAAAUCCACAUCGUUGCGUGCCCCGUCUCCGGAGGCGCCCCAGAACUACACAAGCGAAGACGAAGGAGGUUUCAGACCUCGCGGUUCCCCACCACCCUUCCGCCGGCAGCUGGGUCCUCAGUUCUGCUCAUUCCGCUACCUUCCUCCUCCUCCCCAGUACAGGAAUGGAGAGCUAGGUGCAUGCAUCCCUCAGCAGCAGUUCCCUUCGCAAACGUUCCCUCAACAGCAGCAGCUAUUUUCCCCUCAGCAGCAGCAGUUUUCCCUUCAGCAGCAACAGUAUUCCCCUCAGCAGCCCUCACCCCCUGCGAGGGGGAUGUCUCGUGUCAACGGGUCGCUGUCUCACGGCACAGUCAGGAGUGUCAAGAAGAGACGACAUAUCUCAUUUGUUUAGAUUUAUUGCGUUUUUAUGUGUUGGUGCUAAAAGAAAUUUUUAGGUUUAAUAUUAGAAUAAUUAGAACGCAUUUUACAAGUUCCAUUAGUCUGACGAACUUUCAUUUAAAUACUUCAUACUUGUUAGUUUACGCUGCGAAACCUUUGGACUGCAAACAUUUUAAUCUACCGACUGAUUUCUCUAUUACUAUCGUUACCAUUUAUACUCAUAGACCAACUAUAGUUGUUCAACAGGCCAGAAAACUUUUAAGGCAUUUUUGUACAUUAAUGUAAAAAUUAGUAUAAAUUAGAUUUAGAUAAUUCUUCAUGCUUAGUAGCAGUCACUAUUUUUGCCAAAGAAUCUCGUGAUGCGUAAAA